UGUUUUUUUCCGAAUGUCCCUGUGUGAGUUAAUGGCUCCUCCUGCUAGAUACGGAGCUGGUGGCGAGCAGUCCGAAAAACACUAACUACACCCGGGUAGAUAGUUAGCGCGCAGGGUGGUUUGAGAGAGAGGCUCACCGGGUUGUAGUCUAGGCCUGGUGUUAAAGCGUGAAGCGGAUGGUCGAGGAAAGCGUUCUGUAUUUUAACAACAGACUCUCCAAAAAAUGAACUCCGUCAGAGCCACCAACCGGAGACCCAGGCGAGUCUCAAGGCCGCGCCCGGUGCAGCCCGACCGGAACGAGGGGGACCGAGCAGAUGAGGAGGCUCCAGCUGCAGCAGCGGAGGUGGCUGUGGAGGAGUCUGGGCCUGCAGCUGGGAACAGCCCCUACCAGCUCCGACGCAAGUCUCUACUGCCCAAGAGAACAGCCUCCAGUACUGCAGCGGCCUGCCCCAGCAAGACCGCUAUGGAGGGAGCGUCCACCUCGACGACAGAACCCUUCGGUCACCGAGCCAAACGAGCCAGGGUCUCUGGCAGGAGCCACGACCUGCCGGCGGCUCUAGCAGAGCAGUACCUGCAGCAGAAGCUUCCAGAUGAGGUGGUUCUGAAGAUCUUCUCAUACCUCCUGGAGCAGGACCUCUGUCAGACUGCCUGUGUCUGCAAACGUUUCAGCCAGCUAGCCAACGACCCUAUACUCUGGAAGCGUCUGUACAUGGAGGUGUUUGAGUACACCCGUCCCAUGAUGCACCCCGAGCCAGGCAAGUUCUACCAGGUCAGUCCUGAGGAACACGACCACCCCAACCCCUGGAAGGACAGCUUCCAACAACUGUAUAAAGGAGCACAUGUGAAGCCAGGCUUUGCUGAACAUUUCUACAGCAACCCUGGGAGGUUCAAAGGCAGGGAGAAUAUGCUUUACUAUGACACCAUAGAAGAUGCGUUAGGAGGGGUGCAGGAAAGUCAUUUUGAUGGGCUGAUCUUUGUCCACUCUGGGAUCUACACUGACGAGUGGAUCUACAUAGAGUCCCCUAUCACCAUGAUUGGAGCAGCUCCUGGAAAGGUGUCUGAUAAAGUGGUUAUUGAGAACACCAGAGACUCGACGUUUGUCUUCAUGGAGGGAUCGGAGGACGCCUACGUAGGAUACAUGACUAUUAGGUUUAACCCAGAUGAUAAGUCGGCUCAGCACCACAACGCCCACCACUGUCUGGAGAUCACUGUCAACUGUUCUCCCAACAUAGACCACUGUAUCAUCAGAUCUACCUGCACAGUGGGCUCGGCUGUCUGUGUGAGCGGCCAGGGGGCGUGUCCUACCAUCAAACACUGCAACAUCAGCGACUGUGAGAACGUUGGACUUUACAUCACCGACCAUGCACAGGGUAUCUAUGAGGAUAAUGAGAUCAGUAAUAAUGCAUUGGCGGGAAUCUGGGUUAAAAACCAUGGCAACCCCAUCAUCAGACGAAACCACAUCCACCACGGCCGAGAUGUAGGAGUCUUCACCUUCGACCACGGCAUGGGUUAUUUUGAGAGUUGUAACAUCCACAGGAAUCGUAUAGCAGGCUUUGAGGUGAAGGCGUAUGCCAACCCUACAGUGGUUCGCUGUGAGAUCCACCAUGGCCAGACAGGGGGCAUCUAUGUGCAUGAGAAAGGACGGGGACAGUUUAUAGAAAACAAGAUCUACGCCAACAACUUCGCUGGAGUUUGGAUCACCUCCAACAGCGACCCUACGAUACGGGGUAAUGCAAUCUUUAAUGGUAACCAAGGGGGCGUGUACAUAUUUGGCGAUGGGCGUGGCCUGAUAGAGGGGAACGAUAUCCAUGGCAACGCUCUGGCAGGAAUCCAAAUCAGAACCAACAGCUGCCCAAUUGUACGCCACAACAAGAUCCACGACGGACAGCACGGCGGCAUCUACGUGCAUGAGAAGGGCCAGGGUGUGAUCGAGGAGAACGAGGUGUACAGCAACACGCUGGCAGGAGUCUGGGUGACAACCGGCAGCACACCUGUCCUCCGCAGGAACCGCAUCCACAGCGGCAAACAGGUUGGCGUGUAUUUCUAUGACAACGGCCAUGGGGUGUUGGAAGACAACGACAUCUACAAUCACAUGUACUCCGGUGUUCAAAUACGGACGGGCAGCAACCCCAAGAUCCGACGCAACAAGAUCUGGGGAGGACAGAACGGAGGCAUCCUGGUCUACAACUCCGGUCUGGGUUUCAUCGAGGACAAUGAGAUCUUCGACAACGCCAUGGCGGGCGUGUGGAUUAAGACGGACAGCAACCCCACGCUGCGGCGCAACAAGAUCCACGACGGGAGAGACGGAGGCAUCUGUAUCUUCAACGGAGGGAGAGGUCUCCUGGAGGAGAACGAUAUCUUCAGGAACGCCCAGGCAGGGGUCCUCAUCAGCACCAACAGCCACCCGGUGCUCCGCAAGAACCGCAUCUUUGACGGUUUUGCUGCAGGUAUCGAGAUAACCAACCACGCCACUGCAACUCUGGAGGGGAACCAGAUCUUCAACAACCGUUUCGGAGGCCUGUUCCUCGCCUCUGGGGUGAACGUCACCAUGAAAGAUAAUAAGAUAAUGAAUAACCAGGACGCCAUAGAGAAAGCUGUGAGCAGAGGACAAUGUCUCUACAAGAUCUCCAGCUACACCUCCUACCCCAUGCAUGACUUUUACAGGUGUCACACCUGCAAUACGACAGACCGGAACGCCAUCUGUGUGAACUGCAUCAAGAAGUGUCACCAAGGACACGACGUGGAGUUUAUACGGCACGAUAGGUUUUUCUGUGACUGUGGAGCGGGAACUCUGUCCAACCCCUGUACUCUGGCUGGAGAACCCACACACGACACGGACACACUUUACGACUCAGCCCCGCCCAUAGAGUCCAACACGCUGCAACACAACUGAACACACACACAUCACAUGUACACACACACACUACAUAAACACACCCCCUAUAAUCUACAUAACACACACUACAUAACACACAUUCAUAACACACUCCUAUAUAUGCGCGCGCACACACAGACAUAUACACCACUCACACACGCUGGCCAUAGGGAGCCAGAGAGACUGAACACGGUGUUUUCAGCAGGGACUGGCAUGAGGAACCCUGAGAUUCAGAGAGAGACCGAGACAGUGAUGGACUUGGGAGUCUCUUCUAAAGGGAACUAUGAAGCUGGUCUGAAUUUGACUGGUCUGGUCUGGAUUAGCCUCUGGUGUACUGUGUUGAGAAACUGACUCGUACUGAAUUUGACUGGUCUGGUCUGGAUUAGCCUCUGGUGUGUUGAGAAACUGACUCGUACUGAACGGCCACAUGAGAUUCUCACCAUUGCAUCUCUGGACGCCAAAUGGCCAGGUAGAGGAUGGAGAGUGAGUGUGGAGAGGGUAGGGAAGUGGCUACUCGGAUGAUGUCAGAGUGGCCAAUGAGACUUCCUUCGCCUGUGACCCCUCACCUCUCGGCGACUCUUCAGGAUCCUGGGAAUCGAACUUCCUCCCAAGACAGGAAGAAAGGAGAUUUAGCCCCACUCACUGAGAAAGCACUUCCUGUUCAGAGGCAUCUGUUACUAGGCAGUGGAUGGCUGAUAUAUACAUAUGUACUGCUAACGGAAGAGGGACUUUGAUCAAGCACCUCUGCUUUUAUAAUAUGUUAUUCUGAUCAACAGAUAUUAUUUUAAUGCUUUCUCAUGUAGUUUUGUAUUUACAAGCAAAAAAUCUUACUGUAUUUGAAUGUCUUUUUAUUAUUAUAUAUUAUAAUUAUAAAUGUUUGUCGUGUUGACCCCAGGCUUGCUGCAGUAGCUGUUACUGUCCCAGUGAAUUUGUUCUUUCUGUGAAAGAGAAUCACGUUUAACACUAAAGACUCUCUCCGGGCUAGUAGAUGUAGGACUGGUGGAAGAUUGUGUGUGUGUUUGUUGGAAGUGUGCAUGUGUAUGGUUGUGUUCAUAUGCAGUCAAUGUUUCUGGAGAGAGUCAGAUACGGGGCGGUCAGGCCUUUUUCAAACUGGGACAGAGGAGUCGUUCUGCAGUGCCCUCUCAUAUUCUCUCCCCUUCUUGUUCCCUCUCCUCCCUCCCUACUUCCCCCGCUCUCUUCCUUACCCUGAUCUCUCCCUCUACUAUUCUCUCCCCCCUUCCUUUUUCUGUCUUUGUAUUCUGGUGACUGUGGCUCCUCAUACAGCCUGGAUCGUAUGCAUGUGUACCAUAACAUCAAGGUCGUGUGCCCCUGUUCAGACGCUACGUGCCACGUCGUCGACUGUGCCGUCGGGAACCAGAUUGCUAUUACAUAUGUGGUUAAUUUGAUGCGUAAAAUACCUUCCCAGGCAUAAGAUCUGGCACGCAUCAAUAACGUCUGACCAGGGGGACACAACCCUAGACUUAAUAUAUUGUGAAGUAUUAAUACAACCAUUAUGUAGAUGCUAGUAUGAAUUCAAAAAGGGUUUCAUUUCCUAGGAAGAAGAAAAAAAAAAAAAAGAAGACGGGAAACUGGUCGUUUGUAAGAAAAUAAAACUUUAUUAGAUCA
Oncorhynchus nerka (sockeye salmon) is the source of this 4501-nucleotide messenger RNA. Its product is annotated as F-box only protein 11-like. Gene Ontology annotation, molecular function: zinc ion binding; protein binding. Gene Ontology annotation, biological process: regulation of apoptotic process; ubiquitin-dependent protein catabolic process. Bases 224 to 2893 code for a protein of 889 amino acids. The transcript has 20 exons. Lineage: Eukaryota; Metazoa; Chordata; Actinopteri; Salmoniformes; Salmonidae. The record is from RefSeq and is a predicted model, not a curated record.